AUGGAUCGAGGUAGGCGAGAGGUGUUUCCACUGCUCCGCGAGGUGGAAGGAGUACUCACGAUAAGCUAUCUCAGACAGCAGCAGUGGGCCGAGCUUCGCACGUGGCUUCGAACAGCAGCGGACAAAUAUGAUGUAAUAGCCCUGCAGGAGACACACUGGCAGGAAACCACAGAAUUCGACGUGGAGGGCUGGCACUGCGUCAGCUCCGCCAACAAAGGACCUCCUCCACAUCGCAAGGCAGAGGACGACUUCUUCCAGCGGUUAGUCCAAGGACAUGGGUUGGCAGACCACGAGGUGUUGGUCAAAGACCUGGCGACUUGGCAUAAGCAGGCAGUAUCAUUGGCAAAGAAGCAAAGAGUAGCCGACUUCACAAAGGAGGUGGAUCACUCAGACGGAUACUUAGUGGCAGCCGAGGAGGAACUCCUGCUAAUGAAAGAUCAUGCUAAGGCGGUGUUCCAGAGGCAUGACAGGUUAGAUGUGCUGGUGAAUACACUGCCACAGCUGCAGGCUCCAGCAUUGGCCAAGCACAUAGGCUCCAUAAGGAGAGGGCUGUCGGAUGCCCUGUCCAGAGUCUCGCAACACAGUCAGCCAGAGCUAGUAGGAGGCAUUUGCUUUGCACUGGACCUCUCUCAAGCAUUCGACAUGGUGCGACGACAGGACCUCAUGGACACCCUGCAGGAGGCCAACGUCCCAAUCGCGGUGCAGAACUUAGUGGCGCCUUUGCACACAGACAGCCGCUACAAAGUCAGAUCACAGCAACGGACAUGUGAAGUAGAAUCGACUACAGGAAUAAAACAAGGAUGCAAGCUCGCCCCCACUCUCUUCUCGAUGCUCACAGGCAAGCUCUUUAAGGAACUAUCGACAGUUGUGGGCAAAGAAAGGAUGCAGCAAUCUCUCACAGGCUAUGCAGAUGACAUGACGAUCCAUCACAACAUCAGCAAUUGGGAAGACCUGCUAAAGGCUCACCACAUGAUAGCAGAGUUGCUCCGCAUUGUUCGUAAGUACGGCUUUAAGGUGAACCCAGAGAAGUGCCACUUGAUGGUAAAACUCGUAGGUACUGCCUCCUCCAGAGCACACAAACUCUUCAGCCGAGUCCACAAGGAUGCACAAGGCAACAAGCAUCGACUAUGGAGAAUAGGUAGCACGAAAGCCCAGGAGUCAUUCCCACAAUCUACCUCUUUUAAGUACCUGGGUGCGUACGUCUCCUACGGCAAUCAGGAAAAACUAAGCCUCACACAUCGCCUGCAAGAAGGCAACGCCAAACUUCAACAAGUUCGCAGAUAUGUUCACAACAGGAGACACUCGGGGCCAAAGAGCAGACUCAAGAUUUGGUUUUCCACAGUCUGGGCCACUGUCUCAGCAGGUCUCGUAGACAUAGGCCUUACAGCAGACACUGCUAAACAGCUGCGAGGAUGGUUUGCCAGAAAAAUUAGGGCAGUCCUGAACAGACCGGUCCAUCUCACAGGAACAUCAACAGAGCGCCUAUACGAGGAGUUCUCGCUCAAAGACCCCGUGCAGAUCCUGCGAGACAGGCAAGCGAACCGAGUCACAUCCCUACAAGGACGGAUUUGGCAGGCAGGGCAAUCCCAGUCUGCACUGCGGAAGGAAGCGACUGAGUCACUGACUCACGAUGACACGUCGUCCCCGGAUUCAGACGUGUCAUUAACAGCCCAGGCACUUCAGUACGCUGAAAUGGUGCUGCAUGAAUAUGAUGCACUGCUGACUGCGUCGCAUGCAACGGCAGAAGAACCGACUCACAAAUGCCGGUUAUGCUCCUUUAGCUCUAACUCAGAGCAAGGCCUAAAGAUUCACGAGGUCAAAAAGCAUCGAGAGCAGCUAGACAGAUAUGUACCCAAAUCAUUCCUACCAGAACACUCCAAAAACGGCCUCCCAACCUGUGCAGCGUGCUCUAAAGAAUUUGCACUGUGGAAAGGCCUAAAAGACCAUCUACUGUCAGGAGCCUGCCCCAAUCCAGACGCCCUGCGAGCACUGGACGCCCGAACCUUUGAACUCCAAACCCAACAAAGCGCAACAGAGGUGAUGCAUGCCUGGUCUAAGGCAUACCUAGAGAGCACGAAAGACACACAUACGGUCACUCAGCUCGCAAGGCAACAUGACUCCAGGCACUUCGUGCAACACUGCGUGAUCUGCGGUUUCUGGACUCCUGAUCAUACCAAGGUGAAGUCCCACAUUCACCAGGAGCACCGAAAGGCUUGGGACGCCCUGCACACUGACACGGCUGAGAAAUGCCGGAAACUCGGGGCCGAAAUAUUUAAGGGCAGUUCCUGCCCAUACUGCAGGAAGCCAGUCACUGACAGGCGCAAACACCCAGAACAAUGCGGCGUGCUUUUUCAGAUCAUCCUGGGCGAUUCUUUCCUCCAUCAACACAGAACAACGACAGGACCGAUCCAAGCCUUCUUCACCAAUGCAGCUUCACGCCCUAAAUCAGAGCAGAAACAACACCAGCAGCAGAGCACAACCCCGUCCACACCUAAGAAGCCAACAGGGCAGCUCCAAACCCCUCUCUCCUUCUCAUCUAACCGACCUGAAUCGUCACAACCAGUGAGCGGCCCUUCUUUCUCUCAUGCCCAUUCAAUGUCCUCAUCUUCCUCUCUCUCUCCCUCCUCCCCUCCUGCCGCUCUCUCAGCCCUUGCACGGCUCCAGCUGAAGAAUACCUCUAACUACUGCUAUAUUAAUGCCACAAUUUUAUCGCUGCUGUCGACCUCUAUUAUUGCUCCGAACCUGCGCUCCCUUCAAGCUCUUCACACCCUGCUGAAAGGCCCGGAAGGUACAGUAGGUCCCACCGCCCUCAAUGUAGUAAACUCAUUCCAGCUCAGGAAUUUGCUGCCAAGAUGGCGCUUCGACGGCACACAACAGGACUCGGCGGAGUUCCUACAGUGCUUACUCACAGCAGCCUCAGACAUCCCUCUCACACGCAGAUGGGCAACAGUAGACCCAGCAACGGGAAGGCUGGCUGAUGAGGGAGGCCCCAUUGUCAUGCUGCUACAACAUUCCACUAGCAGCACGCUGCAAUCCUUGAUAGAUGCCUGGUCAGUAGCCCCUCCUGACUCCGCACUGAUGGGGCAGCAGACGCAUGCCAUCCUUGCAGUAGCCCGAUUCACAGGGGCAGGUAAGAACCACCACCCAGUCACGGCUAUUAACGGCGAUCUCAUUAUCCCAGUGUUACAGGGCGGAGUCAUCAGCAGAGAGCAUGCUUUUGUUCAAUCUUGUAUUUUCCACAUAGGACCCUCCCCACACAGCGGCCACUACCGCACUAUAUGGAGGUCAUCGCCUACCUCACCCUGGCAGUCGACCGAUGACCAGCGCAGCUCUCAGCGAGCUACGGAAUCAGACCAACGGCAAGUCAGACACGGUUCCUAUCUCUUCUUUCUCACCUUUCGAGCGGAAGUGCCUGCAAUAGUAACGCUUUAG
This is a messenger RNA of Symbiodinium natans, 3432 nucleotides long. The record is from the annotation of a GenBank genome assembly. Lineage: Eukaryota; Dinophyceae; Suessiales; Symbiodiniaceae.